This is a messenger RNA of Globicephala melas (long-finned pilot whale), 1125 nucleotides long. RefSeq names its product chromosome X CXorf58 homolog (gene CXHXorf58). The record is from RefSeq and is a predicted model, not a curated record. NCBI's taxonomy places the organism in Eukaryota, Metazoa, Chordata, Mammalia, Artiodactyla, Delphinidae.
AUGAGUCAUUCCCCAAAGACAUCAGUUACUGGUGUCCCCAAAUCAGAUAGUCCACGCUUGGGAAAAGGUCACAAAGUACAUUUGUCAAAUGCUAUAAAGACAAAGGGAAAACAACAAAAUAAUAAAGAUAUUUCAGCUCACAGGAUACAGAGAGUGUGGUUAUCUCAUCUUGACAAGUCAAUGUUUCAACUCCUUAAGUGUACAAUUUGUGCAGCGGAACAUCAUGUGACACGUGAAAUUUUGAAGAAAGUGAGCCCUUUUGAGGCUGAGCUUGUUAAAGAUCCUUGCUUGAAGUGUAAAGUUAGAUUCAGAUUUAGUGGUGAAACAUUUCCACCUUUCAUCGUGUUUAAAAUUUUUCUUCAUACUGAAGGCCUUGGUUACAAGUAUUUCAGUGGAAAAAAUGUAUUAAAGCCGUCAAGUGAGGCUGUGGUUGAUGCUUGUAAAAUAAUGGGGAAAAAGAAAUUUUAUCAUCAAAUUAUGGAAGAUGAACGUCUUUUCCAGAAGUUCAAAAUAACUGAUGAAAUAGAUAUUGUCACCCUGAAAGAUUACAUGCAAUAUUCCAGUCUUCUGGAUAAGAUCCCUGCAUCUUCUGGUGGCAGAAAUAACUACUGGCGAAGAUUAAAUCUCGAAAACAUUCCUAGGACAAUGAUAAUGUAUGACAUAGUUUAUUAUGCGGAGUCUGGAAUAAUCUCAAACCGUCUAAAAAAAGAAAUGAAGUAUCUAUUACAAAGACCAAAAACAGAAGAGAUGCGUCAGCACCAGCUACAGAUUGUUUCUCAAGUUAGGUGCCCUUCAUCCUUAUCAAGUCUUCAACCUUUAUAUCGGCCCUACCAACAGCAAAGUCAAAUUAAACACCUGGGACGUCGAUCCGAGCAAGCUCAAAUGAAAGUUGAAAAAAUGAAAAAAGCUUAUAAGAUGGCUAAAGAAAAAAUUGCUUCUGCGGGAACUCAACUGAAAAUGGACACACCGGGUACAAAGCAAAACGAGACGAUGGUCUUCUCCACCCCAUUCUUUGACAUUGUAAAAGUUAAUGAGCUCAUGUCAGAUGACGAAUUGGAAGAAGAGGAAAAGGAAUUAUUUGCCUGGUGUCAAGACUUGUAUAUUAAUAAUUCUCCAUCAUGUUAA